AGUUUCGCUUCACUUCUCUAGGGUUUCUCAAACGCAUUAUAGAAUCUCUCCACUCUCAGAUUUCCUCUAUAGAUUAAAGAAGCAUCGGAGAACUAAUUCCGUCGCCGGAAACCGAACGCCGUUGCCGGAAACAAAAAACCUGAACCGAAAAAAAUGUCAAGCAAGAAGAAACACAAACGAAAACACAGCGACAGCGAUGAAGACGACGACGUUUUCUACUACCGCUACUGCGCUUCGUCCUCAACCCCCAACACCACCACCGGCACCACAUCCAGUAAUCAACCCCAAUCAAAACCGAACAACAAAGGAUCAUCAAUAGGAGGAACAGGUGAACCCUUAGCACCAUCAAAAUCGACGCUAUACGUUUCUAAUCUAGAUUACUCCCUAACAAACUCCGAUCUCCAUACGCUCUUCUCUACUUUCGGCCGCAUCGCGCGUGUAACCGUUCUCAAAGACCGUCACACGCGCCUAAGCCGCGGUGUCGCGUUUGUCCAAUUCGUUUCUCGUAAUGACGCCCAACGCGCCGUGGCGGAGAUGAAUAAGAAGAUUCUCAAUGGAAGGACUCUAACUGCUUCUAUUGCUGCUGAUAAUGGACGUGCUCCGGAGUUUAUUCGGAAGCGCGUGUACAAUACUGAGACUGCUUUGUGUUAUGAGUGUGGGGGGCAUGGUCAUUUGUCGUAUGAGUGUCCUAAGAAUCAGUUGGGGCCGAGGCCGCGGCCUCAGCCUAAGAAGCCGCGACGGGGAUUUAGUGGGCUGAGGGAUAGGGAUGGGGAGGAGGAAGGUGAUGAGGAGGAGGAGGAGGGUGGUCAGAUUGCUGCGGAGCAGUUUGACGAUAAUUGGGCUUCUGUUGUGGAUGAUGAAGCGGGUGAAAGGUUGCUGGGGAGAAACAGAAAUGAUGAUGAGGGUUUGGACAACAACAAGACGAAGAAGAAAGGGAAGAAAGCUGGGUAUUUCAGUGAUGAGAGUGAUCAUGAUGAUGAUGAUUGAUCAUGACUAUGUAGCAUUGACACUUCAGAUUGAAGGUGUGUGUUUGGUAUUCCGCAUUACCGCAUUAUUCAACUAGUCCUGUGUGUCGUGUCUAUAUAUGUGCCAGUGUUUCAUAGAUCUAAAUGGCAAUUUUUUGUUUUUAUCAAGAUAUGGUGUAAUUGAUGAAAUUGUUUAUAUGUUGUUGGCUUGGUUGGAUGUGUUUAUGGUUUUGAUCACAAGCACAUGUUAGUUAUUAGUUAUUGUGGUAGUAAUUAGUGAUAGUG
Messenger RNA from Lathyrus oleraceus (garden pea), 1250 nucleotides. RefSeq names its product U11/U12 small nuclear ribonucleoprotein 31 kDa protein. The transcript has a single exon. NCBI's taxonomy places the organism in Eukaryota, Viridiplantae, Streptophyta, Magnoliopsida, Fabales, Fabaceae. Gene Ontology annotation, biological process: mRNA splicing, via spliceosome. Gene Ontology annotation, molecular function: zinc ion binding; RNA binding. Gene Ontology annotation, cellular component: U12-type spliceosomal complex. The coding region runs from base 154 to 987 and encodes 277 amino acids. The record is from RefSeq and is a predicted model, not a curated record.